Oxyura jamaicensis (ruddy duck) is the source of this 1457-nucleotide messenger RNA. RefSeq names its product BPI fold-containing family B member 4-like. NCBI's taxonomy places the organism in Eukaryota, Metazoa, Chordata, Aves, Anseriformes, Anatidae. The record is from RefSeq and is a predicted model, not a curated record. Gene Ontology annotation, molecular function: lipid binding. The transcript is spliced from 11 exons. The coding region runs from base 167 to 1318 and encodes 383 amino acids.
CGCUUCCGAGCCCACACGGGGAAAUUAUUUCUAUUUCAUCCUUCCCUGUACUUUCCUUGUUCCUGCACUCUGCUGGGUAUAUAAGAGCUGCUCCCUAUCAGCAGCAGAUAAGAGUCUGUAGGCAGCUGCACAGCAACUUCAAAGGGCUCCAGGUGCUGGGACGGAGAUGCUGCCCCUCUGGUGUCUCACCAUUCUCGGGAGCCUCCUGCCCCCCUCCCAGGGCCUCCUCAACCUGGGGGGCAUCUUGGGGUCUGGCCCUGCACAGCCCACGGACGGAGGUCUGCUCGGUACCAAUAUUCUCGGCGGUGAAGGUCUGAUCAGCAAGAAAGGUGGGCUUCUUGGCACUGGCCUUCUCGGUGAAGGUGGGCUGCUUGGUACGGGCCUUCUUGGCAGGAAAAGUCCAAGUACUGAAGGAAGUCAAGGUCUGCUUGGCACUGAAAAUGAAUCCAAGAACACUGGUGUCCUUGGCACAGGCCUCCUCGGUGGGGAAGGGCUCCUCGGCACCGGCCUCCUCAGCAAUAAAAGCCUUCUUGGAGAAAAAGGUCUGCUUGGCACGGGGCUGCUUGGAAAAGACGGCCUUGUAGGCAAUGGAAAUCUCCUUGGUCUCGGUGGUCUUUUGGGUGAAGGAGGACUGCUGGGCCAAGGAGAAGGAGGACUGCUGGGCCAGGGAGGACUUGGAGGACUGCUGGGUGAAGGAGGAGUUGGAGGGCUGCUGGGUGAAGGAGGACCGCUGGGUGCUGUAGUCCCUGACAAGUCACCACAACACUUUUCCUGGAUGAAGAUGCUGAGCCUGGACAAAGCCCGAGCAUCAUGGAAAGUCCUUCCUGGGGGUGAGCUGGUGCUGAACCUGUACUCGAAGCUGACGUUCAACUUGCCAGGAAUAUUUCUCUUCCUGAGCGGAUCUUCGGUGGAAACGAACAUCACGUCCCACAUUGCGUUGACACAAGACACCCCUGGUGACCUCAAGUUAGUUAUUAAGGACUGCAGCAACCUGUACGGUGGCAUUAAAGUCAACCUGCGAAAGGGCCUCUUCACCAAUGUGGUGAGCGGUUUGGUGAACUCUUCUCUUCGGUCUCUCCUACCUGCGCUGUUUUGCCCAUUAGUGAAUACUUGGUUCAGCAUCAUCAAUAUCAAACUACAGUUUCUCAACCGCAUCGUCUUUUUUGGACUCCUUGGGAAAAUCCAGUCUGCCCUCUCCAGUUUCCCGGUGACCUUGGAGCAGUCUGCAGAGCUGGACUUGCAGAAUUACCCCUUUCCAGCUGUCUUCAUCGACUGGCUCCUGCAGAUUGCAGGCAUCAAAGCCAGGAGCACGCAGUAGGCACAGGGCCAGCAGUGCCUCAGGUGCCCCCCCGGACCAUUUCCACCACUGCACCAAGAGGAGGAGGAGCAAAGAGAGGAGGAUGCACAGAGAACACGAAAGCGGGAGCAAUACAACCAAGAAAAUACGCUAUUUCUUC